Lathyrus oleraceus (garden pea) is the source of this 2904-nucleotide messenger RNA. RefSeq lists its product as uncharacterized. The record is from RefSeq and is a predicted model, not a curated record. NCBI's taxonomy places the organism in Eukaryota, Viridiplantae, Streptophyta, Magnoliopsida, Fabales, Fabaceae. The coding region runs from base 1 to 2904 and encodes 967 amino acids. Gene Ontology annotation, biological process: DNA integration. The transcript has 6 exons. Gene Ontology annotation, molecular function: nucleic acid binding.
AUGGUGAAGCCAAAGAAAAUAUGGAUUCCCAAAAAUGGUAUGGCAGGUCUCAUAGCUCACACCUCCCUCAGAGAAUCUGCUAGAGAGGACGAGUACUUUGAUAGUGGUUGCUCUAGAAAAAUGACUGGUGUCAAGAAAUUUUUGAUGAAUAUUAAGUCUUAUUCCACUAGCUAUGUCACCUUUGGAGAUGGAUCAAAAGGAGAAAUAAAGGGGAUUGGUAUGUUGGCCUAUCUAGGAUUGCAUAGUCUAGAUGAUGUCCUAUUUGUUAAAGGACUAACUGCUAAUCUUAUAAGUAUUAUCCAACUAUGUGACCAAGGUAUCAAGGUAAACUUCAAUAAAUACGAAUGUAUAGUAACAAAUGAGAAGGAUGAAGCUAUCAUAAAGGGAGCCAGAUCAAAAGAUAAAUUCUAUUUGUGGACUCCUCAAGAAACCGAUUGUUUUUCCUCUUGCCUAAUGUCAAAAGAAGAAGAAACUAAUAUAUGGCAUCAAAAGCUUGGUCACUUACAUAUGAAAGGUAUGAAGAAGGUAAUGUCAAAGGAAGCAUUAAGAGGAAUUCCCAAAUUGAAAAUUCAUGAAGGAAGAAUUUGUGGUGAAUGUAAAGUUGGGAAACAAACAAAGAUGUCCCGCAAGAAGCUUCAACAUCUGACCACCUCAAAAAUUAUGGAGCUACUUCAUAUGGACUUGAUGGGACUCGUGCGAGUUGGAAGCCUAAGAGGAAAAAGAGAGAAGGAUUGUGGCAUUAUCAGGAUUAGAAGUGACCAUGGGAAGGAAUUUGAGAACAACAAGUUUGAGGAAUUUUUCACCUCUGAAGGAAUUAGUCAUGAGUUCUAUUCACCCAUCACCCCACAACAGAGUGGUGUGGUUGAGCGUAAAAAUAGAACCAUUCAAGAAUGUGCUAGAGUCAUGCUUCAUGCUAAGAAACUCCCAUAUCAUUUUUGGGAUGAAGUCAUGAACACUGCCUGUUAUAUUCUUAAUAGAGUAACUAUCAGAUCUGGGACUUCUGCCACAUUGUAUGAACUAUGGAAAAGAAGAAAGCCAGCUGUGAAAUACUUCCAUGUCUUUGGAAUGCAGGACUUAACUAACGAAGCGGAUGUCACAGAUGAUGUUGAAACAUCAACGGAUGAUGUCCCAGAAGAUGUUGCAGACACAAAUACUAAUACUAAAACUACAAAGAAUGAUUCAACUGAGCAAGGACCCUCCGUUAGAAUUCAGAAAGAUCAUCCUAAGGAGCUUAUUAUAGGAAAUCCAAAUGAAGGAAUUAUCACCAAAUCAAGGGAAGUUGUGUCAAAUGCCUGUUUUGUCUCUAAAUUUGAACCUAAGAAUAUCAAGGAAGCUUUGACUGAUGAGUUAUGGAUUAGUGCUAUGCAAGAUAAACUUGGUCAAUCCAAAAGAAAUAAGGUGUGGGAUUUGGUUCCAAGACCUGUAGGAACAAUGGGUCGUCGCCAGAAACAAAUUGCUCGCUUGGAGUCUAUCGGAUUGUUACUUGGAAUGGCAUGUCUUUUAAAGUUCAAAUUGUUCCAAAUGGAUGUUAAACGUGCCUUCCUAAAUGGCUAUUUAAAUGAAGAUGUGUAUGUUGAACAACCAAAAGGAUUUAUUGAUCCUACAUUCCCAAAUCAUAUUUACAAAUUAAAGAAGGCACUAUAUGGUUUAAAACAAGCCCCAAGAGCUUGGUAUGAAAGGAUGACUGAGCUUCUCAUCAAUCAUGGAUAUAGAAAGGGUGGAAUUGAUAAAACCCUCUUUGUCAAAGAAAAGGAUGGAAAACUUAUGAUAGCUCAGACCUAUAUGGAUGACGUUGUGUUUGGAGGGAUGUCUCAUGAGAUGGUCCAACAUUUUGUCAAACAAAUGCAAUCUGAGUUUGAAAUGAGUUUGGUAGGAGAAUUAACAUACUUCCUUGGGCUCCAAGUCAAACAAAUGGAAGACUCCGUCUUUCUGUGUCAAAGCAAAUAUGCUAGGAGUAUUGUGAAGAAAUUUGGAUUGGAGAGUGAGAGUCACAAAAGAACUCCUGCACCUACCCACUUAAAGUUAUCUAAAGAUGAAAAGGGCUUAAGUGUUAACCAGAGCUUAUAUAGAAGUAUGAUUGGCAACCUUCUAUACCUGAUAGCAAACAGACUAGAUAUAACUUUUGUUGUUGGUGUGUGUGCUAGAUAUCAAGUUGAACCCAAAGUAAGUCACAUCAAUCAAGUAAAGAGGAUUCUAAAUUAUGUGAAUGCCAUAAAUGAGUAUGGAAUGUUGUACUCUCAUGAUUCAAACUCUAUGUUAGUUGGAUAUUGUGAUGUUUAUUGGGAUGGUAUUGCUGAUGAUAGGAAAAUUACCUUUGGGGGAUAUAAGAAUACUAUUGGAGAAGAAUCUAGGCUUAAAGGGUAUGAACUUAGAAACCCUAGCAUGCAUGCUGACGACUCUGUAAAUCCCACGGCAGCAGAAAGAAGUGCAACUGAUAAGGAACUUAGGAAGUUUGUUGCAUCUAUUUUGAAGGAAGUAAACUCUGAUGUUUUUCCAGAUGUUCAAACAUCUUUGGAAAAAGAUUCAUGCCCUGACAAUGACUUAAGGGAAAAGGCUGAGGAAAAUGUUCCUGAUCAUGCUGCUCAUGAGAGAAGAAGUAAGAAGAAAGUUGAGCUUGUUGUCAAUGUUGAAGAACUUACCUCUGAUGAAGAACCCCUUACAAACAUUGUUACUCCAAGUAACAUGGAUAAGUUGCAGAUGUUCUUUGAUCUAGCCAAUGCUCAAGGCAUCAAGACUGCUUCUACUUGCCUGGUUGUAAUUCCUCCUCCUAUGAUCUCUACAAUUACCUUGGUUAUCAUAGCUGCUCCCGAGGUUGAUCAGCUUACCAAUGUUGUUAUCACUUUAUCAGUGGAAGACCUGCGAUUGUCUCUUGGUCGAGUAAAGAGGGAUCGAGAUGAAGCCUAG